Molecule: messenger RNA, 5988 nt
Organism: Papaver somniferum (opium poppy)
Lineage: Eukaryota; Viridiplantae; Streptophyta; Magnoliopsida; Ranunculales; Papaveraceae
Product: subtilisin-like protease SBT5.3
Exons: 12
Coding region: 3653-5749 (698 amino acids)
Biological process (GO): proteolysis
Molecular function (GO): serine-type endopeptidase activity
Source: RefSeq, a predicted model, not a curated record
CCAUUUUCGUGCCCGUUGGUGAAAUGAAUACAAUACCAAUCCCAUUGCCUUCUCCAUUGGAGGAUCCAUCCACCAAAAUUUCCCAUCUAUUUGAGCUUCGCUCAGUUAAUAUAUCAUUAGGAUUUCCAUCUUCAUCAUCCACCUCCAUCAUUUAUUCUACAUAUUCAUCUUCUUCUAUUGGAAAUUCUGCGAGAAACUCUGCAAUAACUUGAGACUUUGGUGAAGAUAAAAUUUCAUAGCCGAUCUCAUAAUUUCCUAACUGUGCAUUCCACCUUUCUAUUCUCCUCGAUCUCUUCGAAUUAUUCAUUGUAUUUUCAAUUGGUACUCUUGUUAAUACUUUGAUUUUUUGGGCUUGAAAAUAAAUGCGAAGCUUGAAUGAUGCAGAUACCAAUGCGAGAAUCAUUUGUUUGAUUUUUGAAUAAUUUUUCUCUGCGCAAUUAUAGGUUUUGCUUAUGUAAUAUAUUGGUUUCUCCACACCUUCUUCUGAUCGUAAUAAUACUGCACUUAAUGCAUGGGAUGUUGAUGCUAAGUAUAAUAAUAAUUCUUCUCCUUGCUUCGCCUUGUGCAUAAUGGAUAAGUUUACCAGAUAAUCUUUUAUGCUUUGUAAUGCUUUAUCACAUUUCAUUGUUCAUUCAAAUUUGGUUUCCUUUUUAAUAUAUUGAAAAGGUGUUUGCACUUGUCCGAGGAUCUCGCAAUAAAUUUUCCCAGCGAUGCUAUCAAUCCGUUUAAUUUUUGAACAUCCUUGAUUGUUGCAGGUGGUGGCAUAUCUCUGAUUGCUUGGACUUUUUCUGGAUCCACUUGUAUACCCUCAUUGGAUAUAAUAUAGCCUAGGAAUUUUCCUGAUGAUACACCAAUUAUACAUUUUUCUGGAUUUACCUUAAUAUUGAAUGUUCGCAUUUGCUCAAAUAUUUCUCGCAAAUCAUCAACAUGGUCUUUCACCUCUUUGCUUUUAAUCAUCAUAUCGUCGACAUAAACUUCCAGUGUUCUAUGGAUCCAUUUUUCAAAUACUUUCUGUACCAUUCUUUGAUAUGCCGCACCGGCAUUCUUCAAUCCAAACGGCAUUUUCGUGUAACAAUAUAAACCUCUAGGUGCGAAGAAAGCAGUGUGUUCUUGAUCUUCUUCUGCUAAUGGAAUAUGAUUAUAGCCCUUGUACCCAUCUAACAUCGUGACUCUAUCAUUUCCUGACGCAGACUCCACUAUUUGUGGUAUGUUGGGUAGAGGGAAGCUAUCUUUCGGGCAUGCUUUAUUUAGAUAUGUAAAAUCUAUACAGAUCCUAAUUCCGUUGUUCUUUUUAGGUACCACCACCAUAUUUCUAUCCAUUCUGGAUAUUUUGCUUCUCUUAUAAUUCCUGCAUCUAGCAUCUUUUGUAACUCUUCUUCAAUUUUUGGAUGAUAAUCAGUUGCAAUUUUCCUUAUCCUUUACUUGAAUGGUUUUGCAUUCUUCUUAAUGUCUAAUUUAUGAUAUGCGACAGAUGGAUCUAUUCCUGGCAUUUCAUCCAUACUCCAUGCGAAAAUAUCACUAUAUGAUCGCAGAAUGUUUAUUGUUUUUUCUUCUUCUUUUUUACCCAUUUUGGUUCUGAUUCUUAAUAUUUUUGGUUCUUCUUCAGUUCCUAUAUUUAUUUCUUUUGUUGGUUCUGCUGCGGUAAAGUUCUCCUUUGGUUCGCCCAUAGGUGUUGGUUCCUUAAUUUCUUUAAUUCGUUUACCUUCCUCAGUUAGUUCUUCACCUGGUAUUCCUUUUCCUUCUUUUGCUCUUAUCAUGUAUAUCCGGAACUUCUUUUUUUUCUUUGUUCUUUCGCUUUUCUCCAUCUAUCCUUUCGUUUCUUCGCUCGUCCUUCAUAAUUUCGCACAUCUAUUUGAUUGCAAGUAUUCGCAGCCUUAACAUCUCUUCUGAUUUCACCUAUACCGCUUGGAAUUGGAAAUCUGAUACAUUGAUGUAAUGUUGACGCGACUGCCUUUAAUCCAUGUACCCAUGGUCGAUCUCCCCUAGUAAUAUUCGCAUCACGAUUUCUCCCUUUGGCUUUGUAAUUGCUUUAUUGAAUCCAUGAAUAUUAUCUGAUGCAGGUGUCAUUUCUUCAUCUUUGUAUCCCAUUGCUUUAAAUGUGCGAUAAAAUAAUAUAUCAACUGCACUUCCUGUAUCUAUCAAUGCCUUAUCAAUCGACCAUCCUUCAAAUGUUUUCUGUUAUGCAAUAACGUUUUCUCGCUCGACCGUGACCGUGAUUACCAACGGAUCUGUUCGUUGUAAGUCUUUUUCUGGAAUUUCAUCUGCCGCAAAGGAUAUCUUCACCUUUUCCCAAUCCUGUAAUGGGGAUUCUACCUUCAUCGUUUCAAUUUUCUUUCCUUCAUCAUUUCUUUUAUGAAUUUUCCCGGUUAUUGUCGCUUGGAAAUCUGCUUCAGAAAUUGAUACCUUAGUUAUGUUAUGACACUGUAUAUCUCUGCCUCUUUCUUGAACUGGUGUCAUUCUUGCUGUCUUCAUUAAUCUUUUAUGAUUCUUCCUUAAUUUCUCUUUGAAUUUCAUAUCUAUUACCAGGAUUUAUCAAUUCAGAGCUGUUUCUAGCGCCAAAAAUGUAGUUGUAAGAAAUCUUACAACUACACUCCAAUUUACCUAAUUGUUUCUCUAUGUAAUCAUUAUGCGAAAUUAUCUCAUUGAUGGAAUAUAUUCAGAUUAUUUACAAGGUUGCUGGAAACUUACAAUAACACUUUUGUAGACUGAACUCACUUUCUCUCUCUUACAAUCUCUCUUACAAGAAUUAUGUUGCAAUCCCUUACAAGACAACUACUCUCUCCUUUAUAUAGGGGUUUACAUGGUGGAUGACAGCUAAGAAUUCCUUUAUUUUCGGGAUCUCUGUGCGACAUAUUCGCUCAUAUACAAUCGUUCGUCUUCGCAUAACUCCUCACACUUUACUCAUGACUUUUGCUGACAUGACCUGAUGUGACAUCUCAAUUUGCUAUGUGCGAUAUUCCUCGGGUAUGUUGUAUUCUUCACUUGGCGUGAUUAUUAAUAUGUGCGAUAUUUAACUCCUACAACGGCAAAUACCAUGUUGGAAGUCCCAUCGGACUCAAUGUGACUUCAGUAUAGUUACGUAGUACGUUUUACUUCGACUACUGUAUAUUCAAAUGCAUGUACUUUCAAUCUUGUUAUCAGUGUGAAACCAUAAAUGUCAAUUUGUUCUGUUUAAGAUAAGAAGAAAAAUCGUCUAACCAUAAUUGUGUGAAAAAUAUCUGAGAUAGAAUUCGCAUAUCCUUACAUUGUGCAAUAAUGUAAUUGAAAAAUAUGAUUAUGUGAAAAAUAGUCCAGAAAGAUGGCUAUGAAUUUGGCCACAUUUGGCCCCCCUUUGUUCCCCUGUCAUUGUUGAUAUUGCUGUCCAAGUAAGGUUUCCAUAGACUAUGUUCAGAGUAAAAGACAUGUGAUCUUUUGGAAAAAAAAAGUGUACGAGAAGUAUCACGAUCCUUGAUUUCAUUUAUUGAACGGUUUGAAUCUUCUUACGAAACCGGCUCAUAUUUAUGUUGUAAACACACUUUACCAAUAGUGAUUAAAACCAUCAAGCCAAGAUUGUUUAUAAGUUUUAAUGGCAUCAUAGUACUCUCAUUUUUGAUCUAAGCUGAAGCGCAUCGGGCAACAAUUCAAGCUAUAAGGAGUACUCCGGUUGUUAGAAAUGAAAAUAGUGAAUCAGCUAACUAGUAUUACAUUUUUCUUGUUGAGCAUGGCUUUGCUAAAUGAAGCCAUCUCCCCUACAACCAAGCACUAUAUAGUGUAUAUGGGAGAACACUCUUUCUUGGAUUCCGACUCUGUAAUCUCAUCAAACCAUGAGAUGCUUGCAUCAGUUACUGGCAGUAUUCAUCAAGCGCAAGAUGCAGCAAUUCACCAUUACAGCAAGACCUUUCGAGGCUUUUCAGCGAUACUGACACAAGAACAAGCGCAAACACUUUCCGAGAAAGAGUCGGUCAUUUCAGUUUUUGAAAGUAGGGCAAUUCCUCUCCAUACUACUCGUUCAUGGGAAUUCCUCGGAAUUAAUGCUAUUCCAGAACUUAACCAGUCGACCUCAGAUGAGCCACAAUCUGAUGUGAUAGUUGGUGUACUUGAUACCGGAGUUUGGCCCGAGUCAGAGAGCUUCAAUGAUGAAGGCUUAGGGCCUAUUCCUAAGAGAUUUAAAGGAGAAUGUAUUGUUGGAGAUCAGUUUACAGUUCAGAACUGCAACAGGAAAAUAAUCGGUGCUCGGUACUAUUAUAAAGGAUUUGAAGCAGAAUUCGGACCUCUUGAAUCUCGCAAUGGAACUUUCAUCCGAUCAGUACGUGAUACCGAGGGCCAUGGAACGCAUGUUGCAUCAACAAUUGCUGGUUCAUUGGUCAAUAAUGUGAGCUUAUUUGGGAUUGCUAGAGGAACCGCGAGAGGUGGUUCACCGAGUGCUAGACUUUCCAUAUACAAACCAUGUUGGUUCAGGUAUUGUAAUGGUGCAGACGUACUUCGUGCUCUUGAUGAUGCCAUUGAGGACGGAGUCGAUAUAAUUUCUCUUUCUCUAGGACCUCCUCCUACCAGUUACUUCGCAGAUGUGAUCUCCAUUGGAUCUUUCCAUGCAUUCAAGAAAGGAAUUCUUGUUUCUGCUUCAGCGGGAAAUUCAGGAACUCCAGGCACUGCAUGUAACAUUCCUCCAUGGAUUCUCACUGUCGCUGCUAGCUCAACCGAUCGCGAACUUAACUCGAAUGUUCGUCUGGGAAGUUCAAAAGUUUUGAAGGGUUCGUCAAUAAACUCAUUGAAAAUGGCGACAGAAUAUUAUGGAAUUGUAAUGGCAACUGCUGCAGCUGCAGCUGGAGUUCCUGCAAGAAAUGCAAGCUUAUGCAUGAACAACACACUUGAUCCUACUUUGAUUAAGGGCAAAAUAGUUCUAUGCACGGCGGGGGAUUUCACCGACGCGAGAAUUCGCAAAAGUAUUGCCAUAAGGCAAGGAGGUGGCGCAGGAAUGAUUCUCAUCGAUCCAAUAUUUGCAAAUGAUGUCGGCUUUCAGUUCUUCACCCCCACUACUCUUAUAGGUGAAGCAGAAGCAGAAGUUCUAUAUGAAUAUCUAAACACAACUACGAAUCCGACCGCAAAGUUCUACCCAACAAUGACAGUUCUCAACACUAGACCGGCUCCGGUAAUGGCAUCCUUUUCAUCAAUGGGACCUAAUAUUCUCACUCCAGAGAUUAUCAAACCUGAUAUCACGGCGCCUGGUGUUAACAUUUUAGCAGCAUGGUCUCCAUUAGCAGUUGAUGCAGAGGGAUCCGUUAACUAUUACAUUACAUCAGGCACCUCCAUGUCCUGUCCACACAUUUCCGGAGUUGCCGCUUUCAUAAAAAGUCGCCGCCCUGCUUGGAGUCCUUCUGCUAUAAAAUCAGCAAUAAUGACCACAGCUACUGUGAUGGAUAAUACAUGGAAAUCUAUAUUAAAAGAUCCAAAUGGUUCUCCAACGACACCAUUCGACUACGGAUCUGGACACGUAAAUCCUCUAGCAGCACUAGAUCCUGGACUUAUUUACGACUUCGGCCCCAACGACGUAAUCGACUUCAUUUGUACUUAUGGUGCCACCCCUGCACAAUUCCGGAAUCUCACUACAGAACCAAUCACGUGCAAGAACCCACCAAUUCCAACUUACAAUCUCAACUAUCCUUCAAUUGGUGUAACCAAUGUGAACGGAACUGUCACAGUCCUACGGACGGUAACAUACUGCGGUCCUGGUUCAACAGUUUUUACAGCCUCCGUUGAGAAUCCGGACUAGUAACGGAAGUUUUGUGUUUGGUUCCAUAAUUUGGAACAAUGGUGCAUACAAAGUCAGGAGCCCCAUUGGAUUAAACGUGACUUCAAUCAAGUAAUUAAAUAGCUAGAGUUUCAUUUCUAUUGAACUUGUAAUUCAGGCCAUUAAGUGACCGCCGUUUGCUUAAAUAAAACUUUGUAAUUAGAGAAGAACUCAGAGAAAUGAAACGAGCGGAUCUGAAUAUAUGGGUCGCUUUAUGACUA